Pseudomyrmex gracilis is the source of this 1872-nucleotide messenger RNA. RefSeq names its product D-beta-hydroxybutyrate dehydrogenase, mitochondrial. The record is from RefSeq and is a predicted model, not a curated record. The transcript has 6 exons. Lineage: Eukaryota; Metazoa; Arthropoda; Insecta; Hymenoptera; Formicidae. Bases 282 to 1241 code for a protein of 319 amino acids.
CGAAGUAUCGUAUAUACCGUUCCUCCUCGUAGGCAUUCCAAGCGGGAAUUCUCGAAAGCCAGUUGUGUUGUAGAAACCGCGGCGCGGCUCGCCGCUCGCCGGUACUUUCGACCGGUCGUAAAGUCGACGUUUCGCAGCUCCGCGCUGCUUUCAGUAAUACGGAAUUUCGCCCGGAAAGCGGACGCAAAACGUGUCGCAAACUAUAAUAUUGACCAGCCAAACCCGGAAGAAGAUCGACGGCUCCAUCCGUAAAAUUCUGAUUUGCCAGCCAGCCGGUGACAAUGGAUGUGGAAACCGGGGCCAUUUUGGCCCUGCAGAUAUUGGCUCUGUGCUCGAUAGUUGCGGCCCUUUUGGCCUACCUGAUGCGACAAUCCAGAAAUGCCGCAGACGAGUACGAGUCGCGUUACAAACGUCACGUACUCGUUACCAGCUGUGAUACAUGCGUAGGCCUGCAGAUCGCCCUUGCACUCUACGAGGCCGGUUACAAGGUGUUCGCAGGUUUGCUGGACCCGGCAGGCGGUUCGCCGUCGGUGAAAAUCCUCAAGGCGGUCGAGCUGGAGCGGCUGAAGGAGGUCGAGGCCGGAGGUGCGAACGACGAGGAUCCUCAACAGACGGAAGGUGGACGUGCUCGCGGCCAAAUCGUGCCAUUGGAGCUGGACCCGACAAGAGAGGACAGUUUGCACGCUUGUUUGGACGCCGUCAGGGCGAAACUUCCGGCCGGCGAAGACGGUCUUUGGGCAGUCGUGCACACCGGCGGCUUGGUCUUGCCGGGCGUUAUAGAGAAACAAUCCAGCUCAAUGUGGGAAUCCAUGUUACGUCAUAAUCUGGUAGCUCCUCUGAGAACAGCCAGAGUGUUCAUCCCUCUUUUGCGCAUCAAGAGAGGCCGCAUCAUACUUUUGGGUGACUCGGAGACGAACAGCAAAACGGGCUCCGGACUGGUGGCGUUCAGCGCGUCCCGCAGAGCUGUGGAAGGUGCCGCCGAGGCGUUAAAAAGCGAAUUACAUUCCUCAGGCGUCGACGUCGUACUUCUCAAACCACCACCCGUGAAUCCCCUCGUUCUUUAUGCAUCGCCCGUUUUGAAGACAGCCGACGUUGAGUCGGGCGUAACAGCCACGGAAGCGACGUGGACCGCUCCGCUAUCGAUUCACUCUAUACAGAACGCUCUGAUUCCUGCGAUUACGACGUCGUGUCCUCCGAGCGUCUACGAUAUGUCCGUCAAGCCGAGGAUCUUCUGUCGAUAAGCUCGUUGCCGGUAGAGAUUACAAGAUGCAAUAACACAUCGCGAACUCCUCAAGUCGAUACGAUACGGUGUGGCGCGGCACUACUACACGUUUUGAAACAAUGGCGCGUGGAGAAUGUAUUACACGCGCAUGUCCUUUCGCGGUAUCAUUUGCGCUGACACGUCAUUUUACGUGCCCUAAGGCGCCACACACAAACGGGAUUCUUCUUUUCUCAUUUCACGGUGGGCAAUAUGCAUUCUGCGUAUACGAAUGUUGUCAUUCUCACACGUGCUGCUUGUGUUCCAAGCAGUAUCAAUUUUGAAUUCUCGUUUUUUAUUUUUUCAUGUUAUGCAUCGCGUCUGCCGCGCCACGUAGCGCAUCAAUUCGAGGAAAUAUAUUAACAAAACAGCCAGUAAUCAUUUAUCGCAAGUAAAAUUGUGUUUGCACAACGACAUUUCAUUUGCGAAAAAUUAUGUUUAUAUAAUAAAUCUGUAAAACUUGUGCAAAUACAUACGCAUUUAUUUUGUUUACGCGUGAAUAAUUAAAAAACUAUAUAUAUAUAAUACUAAGAGAAAUAUAAUUUAUGGUAUAUAAAACUAAAAGAGAGUAACACGUGUAUAAUAUAUCUUCCCUCGGCGAUUGCAUAUAUAAU